UUAACAAGUUCAUUGAUAAAUGUAAACGUUUUUAAACGUGCUUAAACAAAUUUUGCUAAAACAUUCUAGAAUUUUGUAUAAAAAUGGUUUUAAAUUUACAAUAUUUAUGUAAUUUUAAUCAACAAAUAGAUAUAAAAGAUGUGUGUAAUGAAUCAUUAAAACGUGUUUGGACGGGCGAAUGGAAGGUUUCAGAUUUGCAGGAGUUGUUGGUGAAAUGGUUGGCUUGUAAAGAUUCUUUAAAUGAAUUAACUGCUGCAGAAAUUGAAGAUUUAUUAGCAUUUGCUGUGGAAUUAUUGUUUGUAUUUGCUCAAUAUAAUUUUACCGGCCCCUUUGAUGAUCUGCCAGAAUUCGAGCAAUUUGUGAAAGAAAGUUUGUCCUUUGUGGCUGAUCCUUUUGAGGAGUUGAAAGAGAAUGGUGAAGAAAUUAAUCCUAAUGUAGUGUUGGGUGAAUUUUUGUUAGUGGCCAAGGAUAUUUUAAAGAAAUUGUUGAAUAGUCAGCAGGAGUCGGUGGUCCUUCGCUGGUGGCACUUACGCUAUUUAUGCCUUCAUCAACACUGUAUCGAUGAGUUAACCGCCAAUCUGUGGGAGCAAGUUAAACAAGAAUCCGAUUGGCUGCUAAAACAUCUUUCGCAAUUGGAUAAUAAAGAAUAUGAGGCUUUAAUGUAUCUAGAAAUAGCCAAUGCCUAUUUGCAAUAUCAUCGCGGAGAAAAAUGCAAUGAAAUUUUAGACAAUCUAUGUGAUCAUUUGAAAGUACAACUUAAUGUUGAGGGUAUAUUGGGAGUACGCACAAAAUUCCAGCAGAAAGCUCUUCCACAACUUUGUCUAAAGGUUGAACAAACCGAAAACAAUCAACUGCCGGCUGCCAAACUUUCCAAUGGCAAUAUAGAGAUACCCAAACUCUUGUUGUUGGAAGAUGAUACACGUUUGGAGAGAAUACGUUUUAUGGAGGAAAAGGAUAAUGAGGUAAUGACCAUACCCAGUGUUUUGCAGGCCAUGGUCUUAACAAAAGUGCGCCAAUUGAAACGUUCCCAACCCAAAGAUCGUUUGGCCGAUGAGGAAUUGGAACCAUAUACGCAAACUUUGUUGUAUCAAGAACACGGACCUUUGCAAGUCAGACAGUCUGCUUUACUGCUAAAUUGUGUGCAAGAGUCCAAUCAUCGUCGUACGGUUGAGCGCAGUUGGAAACAAUGUGAAGAGGCUGUAAAAUUACUUUCCGAACGCAGUUACUCUGUAAAAGAUCGCUUUUCUUAUGCCUUUGCUGCCUUUUUACAACCCAAAUGGCAGGUUCAAGCCCAGCUUUGUGAAUUAUUGAUGUCUUUGGGCAUGAUUAAAUCAGCCUUGGAUAUUUAUCUGAAAAUUCAAAACUGGGAACAAGUGAUACAUUGCUAUACCGCUUUGGAUUUACGCCACAAAGCUGCUGAAAUCAUACAACAAGAGCUAAACAAAAAGCCUACUGUUUUGCUGUACUGUUUGCUGGGUAAUGCCACCGAUAAUCCCGAUUGCUAUGCCACAGCCUGGGAGUUCUCUAAGCAAACCAGCGGCAAGGCCAAAGCAUUUUGGGGUAAUUAUCUAUUUGCCCAUAAGAAAUAUGAGGAAGCCAUACCCCAUUAUGAAAAAUCAGUGGAAAUUAACUCAUUGCAAGAAAGCAUAUGGUUGCGUUUGGGUUAUUGUGCCAUAAUAUUGGAGAAAUGGGAAUUGGCUGUACAUGCUUAUAUAACAUACACCCACUUAGAACCUUUUGGUUUUGAGUCUUGGAAUAAUUUGGCCAAGGCCCUAAUAAAACUGGGCGACAAGAAAAGAGCCCAUAAGGUUUUAAACGAAUCUUUAAAGUGCAACUAUACUAGCUGGAAGGUGUGGGAAAACUUUAUGGUGGUAUCGGUGGAUACGGGUCAUUUUGAAGAUGCCAUGAAUGCCUACAACAGACUGUCCGAAUUAAAAACUCAUUACCUGGACUUGGAAGUAUUGUGUGUUACAAUAACAGCCAUAGCCGAAGGCAAACCAGAUGCCAAGGGUCAGACACCAGAACGUUUACUGAAAAAAGCCACUACUCUAAUGGGUCAUCAGUGCAUUAAACAUGGCUCCGAGCCUAAAGUAUGGGAAUUGGCAGCCUUAUUGGCUCCCACACCUUUAAAGAAGGGCGAGAAACUGGUGAAAGCUUUUAGAUCCUAUACCGCCAAGGAAUUAGUUUGGGCCACUAAACAGCCUUUUGCUCAAAAAGCUUUAGAGUUGUGUGAGGAAUUAAGUAAAAGAUCUUUGGAGGCCAUUAACAAUCACAGCGAAGAUGAAAGUGAAGUAAUGAUAACUUCCCAAUUAAAUUCGGCCCGCUUGGCCGAUCAAGCCUGCAUAAGAGCUAUUGAAAAGGAAACCACACAAUUUCCCGAAAAUGAAGAAUUAUUGCAAAGGGUAAAAUUAAUGCUGGAGGAAAUGACAACGCUUGUUAAACAAAGAAUGGGAGUGUAAUGGAAAGUUAAAUAAACUUACAAGUGUUUGUGAUAAGUUAACAAACUAAGAAA
Calliphora vicina (urban bluebottle blowfly) is the source of this 2512-nucleotide messenger RNA. RefSeq names its product tetratricopeptide repeat protein 27. Lineage: Eukaryota; Metazoa; Arthropoda; Insecta; Diptera; Calliphoridae. The coding region runs from base 84 to 2459 and encodes 791 amino acids. The transcript is spliced from 4 exons. Gene Ontology annotation, molecular function: protein binding. The record is from RefSeq and is a predicted model, not a curated record.